Molecule: messenger RNA, 2272 nt
Organism: Scomber scombrus (Atlantic mackerel)
Lineage: Eukaryota; Metazoa; Chordata; Actinopteri; Scombriformes; Scombridae
Product: profilin-2-like
Exons: 3
Coding region: 154-573 (139 amino acids)
Biological process (GO): actin cytoskeleton organization; regulation of actin filament polymerization; positive regulation of actin filament bundle assembly
Cellular component (GO): cytoplasm
Molecular function (GO): actin binding
Source: RefSeq, a predicted model, not a curated record
UUGACGUUGCACAACGUCGAAGUGUGGGUUAGAUUGGAGACUCUAAAUUCGUCUGUAGGGCUUUUCCCCUCCCACUAGUUUGGCUGUCUCUCGUUUGGUUAACCUUGCUUCCAAAGCGGUAGGGCUUUUUUAUACAGCAUCAAUUUCUUAAACAUGUCUUGGCAAAGCUACGUGGAAAACCUGAUGGCCGAUGGCAGCUGUCAGGAUAGCGCCAUUGUUGGGUUUACGGACGCCAAAUAUGUUUGGGCAGCACAUGCCGGUGGUACUUUCAACAAUAUCACGUCUCAAGAAAUUGAUGUCCUUAUCGGUAAGGACAGGGAGACCUUUUACACCAGCGGUCUCACUCUGGGCUCAAAGAAGUGUUCAGUCCUCAGAGACAGCAUCAAUGACGACGGAGACUGGACAAUGGACAUCAGGACAAAGAGCCAAGGAGGAGAGCCAACAUACAAUAUCUCUGUCGGGAGAGCUGGAAAAGUAUUGGUUGUAGUCAUGGGAAAGGAGGCGAUCCAUGGUGGAAUUCUUAACAAGAAAGCAUAUACAAUGGCUGAGUACCUGAGGAAGUCUGGAUAUUAAGCAACCUCUCCACUCCACCCAUCCAUCAACUUAGCAGCUCACUCCCACUCACCGCAUUGUGUUGACACUACUUCCAGGAUUAGACGACAAACAAUGUUACUUCCUCCCCAGUGUACUUUUUAUACACAGCCUUUGUUUGCUCCCUCAUCCUCCUUUUGUUCCCCACUUUAACAUUGUACUUCUCAUGUUUUUUGGCACUACAGUAAUGGCAUGUUCAUUGAAAUGGUUUAAAUGUUUAUUAACCAAAGGAAUGUGCAAAAAAAAUUAUAGCAAAGUGUAAUAAAAGUGUACAACAAAUUUGGACUCGCCUUGUAUAACAUUCACUUAGCAAGUGGCUAAUACUCCAAGGGGAAGUACAAAUGUAAUGGUGGUGGCAGUUUGCAUAGUUUUGCUUUUUGAGCAUUACUAAGAGAUGCCGGGUUCUUUUUUGUUUUUGUUUUUUUUUCUCAUCAGCAUGUCUGCAUUUAAAAGUUGCAUGCAUACUCUUCAGUAUACAGAUCCCAGUCAUAUCCCCUCUCUGUUGAAGCGUUAUAUUCCAGCCAAAACCAUGUUCUCAUCUGCCUCCAUCUUCAAUUUUUCAAGCCUCCAUUAAAGAAAUUACAAAUUUCCUCUGACAAAGUCCUGUAUGUACAAAUUUGCCACCCUUCACAAACAACUUGUUUUUACCCUCCAUCACAUGCUUUUGCUGUUGUACCUGAAUGUGGUCUUAAAAGUUAAUGAUGUGGUGUUGGGCUGUUGUUUGAGUGUAGUGUAAGGUCAGCAUUGCUGAAGUCUCAAGAUAUCAUCAUGAUACUUCACCACAUCCUGGAGUCUCAGUGGACAUUCCGCCUCUGUGACAGCUCGGACAUUUGUCAGUCAGCUCCUGCUAUUUGUAAAUUUUUGCUGUAAAUCACCACACACUAAUGUUAUGUAAAGGGUUUUUUCCCCCCUCCCCUUCGGACCAAUUGUCAUAGAAGAGGAUUAUCAGAAUUGCUUCAGCUCAUUCUGAUAGUUGAUUGUUGGCAUCACCUGUUGACUGUAAAUCAUUAAGACAACUUCAGAUAAACAUUUAACUGCUUCUUUAGACUUAAACACUACUUAAACUUUUCAUCACUAAUUGAUUUGUUGCUAACUUCAUGUUCAUUAACCAAUGAAACAGCAAUGUCAUUUUACUACAGUAUGAAUGCAUUUUGACUGUAAACCCAGGCUGUUGGGCUCCAACACCUUGGAAUUAUUUGCCUUGUGCUUUAGUCAUCAAAGGUGUAUUCACAAAUUGUCAUAGUACGGUACUUAGAAGUAUAUUUAAAAGAAAAAAUGAUGCUGUGUACACUAAACAUAUUGAAAAUGGUGUUGGUUGGAAUAAGAACAUUUGUAAGUUGUCUUGUGAAAAUUUUCUGAGAAUAACUGUAUUCUGUGCCAUAAAAUCGAUCUGAUCUGUUGCUACUACGAGUUGGAUUUUUAACUGCUGCUCCAGCAAGAAGUAACUUUUAAUGGCACUUUCCUAAGGGAUAUUUUGGCAUCAGUAAUCUCCAGACUUUGUGGAAUAUGUACAGAAUUAAACUACAGAAAAAAACACGUUUGCAAUAUUUUGUCCUUUUUUUUUUUUUCUUUUUUUUUGAGUUGGAAAUUCCUUCCGCUACAAAAUCUGCUAUUUCAAAUGCCAUGAAUUGUUGAGACAUUUUGUUUACAGACAGAUCAAAUAAAAGUUAUUCCAACCAGA